AGUCGGAGCGGAUAUAAGAGCUGUACCCGCCCGCGGUGUGUAGAGGAGAGUAACCAGGAGCCGCGGCGGAUUAAUAAACAUUUAUAUUAAUAUUAUUACUAUUAAUCUGUUUAUUAACCGGAUUCAGAAUGUCCGCUCAGAACGCGCUGAACAUGAAGCAGCCGCCGAUCCAGUCCACCGCCGGGGCGGUUCCGAUCCGCAACGAGAAAGGUGAGAUCUCUAUGGAGAAGGUGAAGGUGAAGCGCUACGUUUCGGGGAAGCGUCCUGAUUACGCUCCGAUGGAAUCGUCAGACGAAGAGGAGGAAGAUUUCCAGUUCGUUAAGAAGGGAAAAGAGGCGGAACAGGAAAUGGAAAUGGAGGAGGAGGAAGUGUCGGACCCUCGUCUUCGGCGGCUCCAGAACCGUGUAUCAGAAGAUGUUGAGGAAAGGUUGGCGAGACAUCGGCAGAUCGCGGAGCCGGAGCUGAUCGCAGAGAGCAGCGAGGAUUCAGACGAGGGGACCUGGCAUCCCGAGCGAGAGGAGAGCAGCGAAGACGAGGAGGAGGAGGAGGAGGAAGUGGACGAUGAGGAGAUCGAGAGGCGGCGAGCGAUGAUGCGACAGAGAGCGCAGGAGAGGAAGAACGAGGAGAUGGAGAUAAUGGAGGUGGAGGAAGAGGGGAAGUCUGGAGAAGAGUCGGAGUCAGAAUCGGAGUACGAGGAAUACACAGACAGUGAGGACGAAACCGAGCCGCGAUUAAAACCCGUCUUCAUCCGCAAGAAGGACAGGGUGACGGUGGCGGAGCGUGAAGCUGAGGAGCAGAAGCAGAAGGAGCUGGAGGUGGAGCUGAAGAAGCAGGCGGAGGAGAGGCGGCGCUACACGCUGAAGAUCGUGGAGGAAGAGGCGAAGAAGGAGUUUGAGGAGAACCGGCGGACGCUGGCUGCUCUGGAGGCGCUGGACACGGACGGGGAGAACGAGGAGGAGGAGUACGAGGCCUGGAAGGUCCGAGAGCUGAAGAGAAUCAAGCGAGAUCGAGAAGCUCGUGAAGCAAUUGAGAAGGAUAAAGCCGAGAUCGAGAGAUUCCACAACCUCACUGAGGAGGAGCGGCGAGCCGAACUCCGCAACAGCGGCAAACUCAUCACCAACAAAGCCACCAAAGGAAAAUACAAGUUCCUGCAGAAAUAUUACCACAGAGGAGCGUUCUUCAUGAAUGAAGAGCAGGACGUUUAUAAGCGGGACUUCAGCGCUCCCACUCUGGAGGAUCACUUCAAUAAAACUAUUCUACCUAAAGUCAUGCAGGUGAAGAAUUUCGGUCGAUCCGGACGCACUAAAUACACACACCUGGUGGAUCAGGACACGACGUCGUUCGACUCGGCCUGGGCUCAGGAGAGCGCUCAGAACAGCAAGUUCUUCAAACAGAGAGCCGGAGGAGUGCGGGACGUGUUCGAGCGUCCCACCGUGCAGAAGAGGAAGACCUGAAGUCUCUCUGAUCAUCUUUAAACCAGUUAUCUCAGAUUAAUCUGCAGAACUGUUUUUACUCCUCUCUCCCCCUAAAUCCCCCUGGUUUAUUUGUUUGUGCUGAACUGCAGUUCCAGUGGGAAGAAAAUGGAGGUUUAUUAUUUUAGUUUUGUACAUUUGAUUCAUUUUCUUUAUAGAACUUUUUUCUUCUGAGCAGAAAUGUGUAAAAAUCGUACAGCAUCGCUAUUCUUAAUAAACUACUGUGACAAAUUCA
Molecule: messenger RNA, 1707 nt
Organism: Astyanax mexicanus (Mexican tetra)
Lineage: Eukaryota; Metazoa; Chordata; Actinopteri; Characiformes; Acestrorhamphidae
Gene: mfap1
Product: microfibril associated protein 1
Exons: 8
Coding region: 129-1454 (441 amino acids)
Biological process (GO): mRNA splicing, via spliceosome
Cellular component (GO): U2-type spliceosomal complex
Molecular function (GO): RNA binding
Source: RefSeq, a predicted model, not a curated record